GAGGUUUCGCAGCGUUUCUGCAGUUUGAUGUGUGGGCAAAUAUGUCUGCAUCGGGAGGCGGUACGAGAGGCUUUUACUUCAACACAGUACUAUCGCUGGCCCGCUCUUUAGCUGCCCACCGUCCAGCGCCGGUCGAAAAGGUCCAAAAGCUGCAAUGCAUGUGUCCAGUGGAAGUCAGGGGCGUGUUCACUCUGGACGUAAGGCGCAGAGAUGCUGUGGUUGCGCUGGCUGUGUUUCUGGUGGAAUCCGGCCUACAGCACAAAGACACACUUGUUCCCUACUUGCUGAGCCUAUUUAGAGGGCUGCCACGGGUCCAGUGGAUUGAAGAAAGGUCGGGCAAUAAAGGAAAGGAAUUUCUCCCGGUUGCGGAAAACUUCAGCUACUCUCUGGUGACUCUUUUGUCGGAUGUGGCUCAGAGGGACCCAGACUCCCGACAAGAGAUCAUGAACACUAUAAUGGAGGUCAUGCAGUCACUGCAGGACAUGUGCCAAACACCUGACGAUCAUGAUAAAGUCUACUUGUGCAGGUACGUCGUCCCCAGCCUGCUCGGCAUGACUCGGGCAUUUGGCCGGUACAGUUACACAGACGAAGCCCUGCUGUCCAAGCUGUUCCCCAAAGACUCUCCCCGGGCCCGCUGCGUCCCGGAGGAAACCGAGGGGGUGCGACGCAGGUCCUUCAACGACUUUCGCUCCAUCAUGCCGUCGUCGCUGCUCACAGUGUGCCAGAGCGACAGUCUGCGCAGGAGGACCGCCCUGGAUCACUCUGCACAGGUGUGUUCAGAUUCAGGGGGCCACUCGCCCUGCUCUCCCACAGCUGCUGGACAACAUUUCUUUGAAGGGGCCUACCUCCCGGACAGCAGCACACUGGACCCCGACCACUAUUUCUCAGCAGUCAGCUCCAGUUUCUCAGUGUCUCCUCUCUUUAUGGAGGCUGAAGACGAGGUGGAGGUACCUGUGGAUCUGCUUCGACAGCUCCUGAGCAUGGUGAAGAAGUUUGUGUCUGAGACGUUUUUGAAAGCUCUGGAUGCCAUCAUGACGGAGGUUGGAGAGUCUAAUCCUGGAAUCAACUUCUACUACAAAUCCUUCAGCGACACUCUCUAUGUGUGCAUGUUCAAAAUGCUGCGGGACACUCUGUACUAUAUGAAAGCCUUGCAGCCAGCCUUCGUACGGCAAGUGCAUGACUUUGUGCUGGAGCAGUUCAGCAGCAGCCAGUCAGAGCUCCAGCGGGUGCUUCAUGACACCGGAGGGUUGCCGGUGGAGCAGAGCCCCCUCAAGCUUCGUUGCCAAGCCAACGCCGCCUGCGUGGACCUCAUGGUGUGGGCUGUCAAAGACGAGCAAGGAGCCGAGAAUUUGUGCACCAAACUGUCAGAGAAGCUGCAGUCUAAAACCUCCAGUAAAGUCAUCAUUGCUCACAUGCCUCUGCUCAUCUGUUGCCUCCAGGGCCUUGGUCGUCUGUGUGAGCGGUUUCCAGUCGUCGCUCACUCUGCCGCCACCUCUCUCAAGGACUUCCUUGUGGUUCCUUCCCCUGUCCUCAUAAAACUCUAUAAGUAUCACAGCCAGUACACCACAGGCACAGGAGAAAUAAGGAUAAACGUGACCAAUGAGCACUCUCAGCCCACCUUCAACCUGCUGUCGAACAGGAAGGAUCAGCCGUCCAUGUACGAGCAGCUCCGGGAUAUUUCCAUCGACAACAUAUGCAGAUGUCUCAAAGCUGGUCUCACCAUGGACAACGAGAUAGUGGCGGCCUUUCUGGCAAGUCUGUCUAAUCGGCUGUACAUUUCCCAGGAGAGCGACAAGGAUGCCUAUUUGAUCCCAGACCACACCAUCCGAGCCCUGGGCCAUAUUGCAGUGGCCCUGAGAGACACUCCUAAAGUUAUGGAGCACAUCCUCCAAAUCCUUCAGCAGAAGUUCUGCCAGCCUCCAUCCCAGCUGGAUGUGCUCAUCAUCGACCAGCUUGGCUGCAUGGUCAUCACGGGAAACCAAUACAUCUACCAGGAGGGCUGGAACCUGUUCCAGCAGAUCAGUGUGAAGGCCAGCUCACUGGUCUACUCGUCUACCAAGGACUACAGAGACCACGGCUACAGGCACUGCUCUUUGGCAGUGAUAAAUGCUCUGGCCAACAUUGGAGCCCACCUCCAGGGGGAGCAGCUGGUGGAUGAGCUGAUGGUGAACCUUUUAGAGUUGUUUGUGCAGCUCGGCCUGGAAGGAAAGCGAGCCAGUGAGAGGGCCUCGGACAAAGGCCCCGCGCUGAAGGCAUCAAGUAGCGCCGGGAACCUCGGAGUCCUCAUUCCAGUGAUUGCAGUGUUGACCAGACGGCUUCCGCCGAUCAAGGAGGCCAAGCCGCGCCUCCAGAAGCUGUUCAGGGACUUCUGGUUGUACUCUGUGGUCAUGGGUUUCGCUGUGGAAGGAUCAGGGCUUUGGCCAGAGGAGUGGUAUGAAGGCGUGUGUGAGAUUGCCACCACGUCUCCUCUCCUCACCUUUCCCAGCGGAGAACCUCUGCGCUCCGAACUGCAGUACAACUCCGCCCUGAAAAACGACACAGUCACGCCAGCUGAGCUAAGCGAGCUCCGGUCGACGGUCAGCAAUCUCCUGGACCCCCCGCCUGAAGGGUCCGCCCUCAUCAACAAGCUGGACUUCGCCAUGUCCACCUACCUGCUCUCCGUUUACAGAUUAGAGUACAUGAGGAUGCUGCGGUCCAAUGAUCCUGACAGAUUCCAGGUCAUUUUUCGAUACUUGGAAGACAAAGCCAUCCAGAAAGACAAAUCUGGCAUGAUGCAGUGCAUCAUUUGUGUCGGCGACAAGGUGUUUGACGUCUUCCUGCAGAUGAUGGCUGAGAAGCCAAAGACCAAAGAGCAUGAGGAGGAGUUAGAGCGUCAUGCCCAAUUCUUGUUGAUCAACUUCAACCACAUCCACAAGAGGAUCCGCAGAGUGGCGGACAAGUACCUUUCUGGUUUGGCUGAGACAUUCCCCCAUCUGCUUUGGAGUGGCCGCGUCUUGAAGACUAUGCUGGACAUCCUGCAGACUCUCUCCCUGUCUCUAAGUGCGGACAUCCACAAGGAUCAGCCAUAUUACGACAUUCCAGACACCCCGUACAGCAUCACCGUCCCUGACACAUACGAGGGCCGAGAGAGCAUAGUGAAGGACUUCGCCGCUCGCUGUGGUGAGAUCCUGAAAGAGGCCAUGAAAUGGGCCCCUUCAGUCACAAAGUCCCACUUACAGGAAUACUUGAACAAGCACCAGAACUGGGUGCCAGGACUGUCCCAGCACACUGGCCUGGCCAUGGCCACAGAGAGCAUACUGCACUUCGCCGGGUACAACAGACAGAGUACUCCGCUCGGCGCCACCCAGCUGACGGAAAGACCAGCAUGCGUGAAGAAGGACUACUCCAACUUCAUGGCGUCGCUCAACCUGCGCAACCGCUACACAGGAGAGGUCGCUGGGAUGAUCCAGUUCUCGAAGGCCACACAGUGCCAGUCAGACCUCACCAAGCUGAUGAUCCUUCAGAUGACUAGCGCUCUGGACCGAAAAGACCCAGAGGCCUUCACCCAGACCAUGUUCAAGAUGGCCGCUCUGCUUAUAACCACCAAAAACUGCAACCCUCAGCUCCUGCACCAUCUGUGCUGGUCUCCUCUGAAGAUGUUUACCGAACACGGCAUGGAAACGGCUAUCGCCUGCUGGGAGUGGCUCCUGGCCGGACACAACGGCGCGGAAGUGCCAUUCAUGCGUGAGAUGGCAGGAGCCUGGCAGAUGACAGUGGAGCUGAAGAUGGGCUUGUUCUCUGAGGCUAAGGUGGAGACCGGCCCUCUGGCUGUGUCAGAGGAGAGUCGACCGGCCCCAUGCGCACCCGACGUUGUCCCCCACUUCCUCUGGAUAGAGUUUCUGGUGCAGAGGUUUGAGAUAGCCAAGUACAGCAGCGCUGACCAGGUGGAGAUUUUCACCGCCAUUAUGCAGAGAUCUCUGUCCCUAAGUGUCGGAGGGCCCAGAAGCACCCUGAACCGACAUGUUGCUGCCAUCGGACCAAGAUUCAGGCUGCUGACUCUAGGUCUGACUCUGCUGCAUGCUGACGUUGUAACUAACGCCACCAUCAGAAAUGUUCUUAGAGAGAAGAUCUAUUCUUCCGCUUUUGACUACUUCAGUGUCGCUCCCAAAUUUCCCACUCAGACUGAUAAGCGGCUGAGGGAAGACAUCAGUAUUAUGAUCAAGUUCUAUGCCAGUCUGCAGUCCGACAAGAAGUACCUGGCAGCCGGACAGCUGGUCCCCUCGGAUCCCCUAGACAUGUCAGUGAACAGCCUGUCCGUCAUGGCGGGCACAGAUAGCAGGAACAGUCUGGAUGCGGCCAUGGGCCAGAGGCAGCAGGCGGCUCAGGGGUGGAUCAACACCUACCCUCUGUCCUCCGGGAUGUCCACCAUAUCCAAGAAAUCAGGUCCGUCUAAAAAAAGCAACAGAGGCACUCAGCUGCACAAGUACUACAUGAAACGCCGGACUCUUUUAUUGGCUUUGCUGGCCAACGAGAUUGAGCGGCUGACCAUAUGGUACAACCCGUUGUCCGCUCAAGAGCUCGCUAUUGCCACGGAGCAGUCGGUGGAGACCAGCAUCGCUAACUGGAGGUCCAAAUACAUUAGUCUGACGGAAAAACAGUGGAAGGACAACAUCAACCUUGCCUGGAGCAUAGCGCCUUACCUCGCCCUGCAGCUGCCUGCCAGAUUUAAAAACACAGAGGCGAUUGUUUCUGAGGUGACCCGACUGGUGCGAAUGGACCCGGCUGCUGUGUGCGAUGUUCCCGAAGCAGUUAAGUUCCUGGUGACGUGGCACACCAUCGAUGCCGACUCUCCAGAGCUGAGUCACAUACUGUGCUGGGCCCCUGCAGAUCCCCCCACCGGACUGUCCUACUUCUCCUCCAUGUACCCUCCUCACCCGCUCACGGCCCAGUACGGGGUCAAAGUACUGCGCUCCUUUCCCCCUGAUGCAAUUUUGUUUUACAUUCCUCAAAUUGUCCAAGCGCUUCGUUACGACAAGAUGGGUUAUGUGAGAGAGUACAUCCUGAGGGCCGCUCAGACAUCUCAGCUGCUGGCUCACCAGUUCAUCUGGAACAUGAAGACAAAUAUAUACCUGGACGAGGAAGCGAACCAGAAAGACCCCGACAUAGGGGAGCUGCUGGAGCAGAUGGUGGAGGAGAUCACCACCUCUCUGUCCGGUCCGGCUCAGGGCUUCUACCAAAGAGAGUUCGACUUCUUCAACAAGAUCACCAACGUCUCGGCCAUUAUCAAGCCGUUUCCCAAAGGGGAGGAGAGAAAGAAGGCCUGCCUGGAAGCCAUGUCCCAGAUCAAGGUCCAGCCUGGCUGUUAUCUUCCCAGUAACCCAGAGGCCAUAGUCUUGGAUAUAGACUACACGUCUGGGACCCCCAUGCAGAGUGCUGCCAAAGCGCCCUACCUGGCCAAGUUCAAAGUUAGGAGGUGUGGAGUCAGUGAGUUGGAGAAAGAAGGUCUGAAGUGCCUCUCAGAUUCUGUGGAUGAGACAAAGAGUGAAGAUGAGGCAAAAAGAAUCUGCUGGCAGGCGGCCAUCUUUAAAGUGGGAGAUGACUGCCGACAGGACAUGCUGGCUCUUCAGAUCAUCAGCCUGUUCAAGAACAUCUUCCAGCUGGUGGGCCUGGAUCUCUACGUGUUCCCUUACAGAGUGGUGGCCACGGCCCCUGGAUGCGGAGUGAUCGAGUGCAUCCCAGACUGCAAGUCCCGGGACCAGCUGGGCCGACAGACGGACUUCGGCAUGUACGACUAUUUCAGGAACCAGUACGGAGAUGAAUCCACUCUGGCUUUCCAGAAGGCGCGGUACAACUUCAUCCGCAGCAUGGCGGCUUACAGCUUGCUGCUUUACGUGCUGCAGAUAAAAGACAGACACAACGGCAACAUCAUGCUGGACAGCCAAGGCCACGUCAUCCACAUUGACUUUGGGUUCAUUUUUGAAAGCUCUCCUGGUGGGAACCUGCGCUGGGAACCCGACAUCAAGCUGACCGACGAGAUGGUGAUGAUCAUGGGCGGGAAGAUGGAGGCGACGCCUUUCAAAUGGUUCAUGGAGAUGUGCGUGAGGGGAUACCUGGCCGUGAGGCCCUACAUGGACGGAGUGGUCUCCUUGGUUACGCUCAUGCUGGACACUGGCCUCCCUUGCUUCAGAGGACAGACCAUCAAACAGCUGAAGCAGCGGUUCAACCCCGGCAUGAGCGAGAAAGACGCAGCCUCCGAAAUCAUCAAAGUCAUCCAGAACUGCUUCCUCAGCAACAGGAGUCGGACCUAUGACAUGAUCCAGUAUUACCAGAACCAGAUCCCGUACUGAGCAUGUGCAUAUUUUAGCUGGUACAUAGUGUGCGUGUGUGCUCGUAUGUGCCUUUUGUUGAUGUUCAACAUUGAAGAUUGUGGCUCAUGGUUUCUGCUGCGGGUUGGAUGUUUUCUUAUUUCCUCUCAAACCAUUUUUCUUAGUUGUCUAUCCCCUUAUUUAUUAUUUUCUAAACCAAUGUUGUUUUUAACCGUUACGUUAUUGCACUUGCAUCUUGACUUCUGUGCGCUUUGGUAAAAUAAACCUUCUCGUUAAUUUGCACAUUCCGUAAAUACCUAAUUAGAUAUUUGGUGCCGAUUUUGAAUCUCUUGUCAUGUUUGUGAACGUGGAUUCCUUGAGUUGUUGAUUUUAGGGGUUUGGAGUGGAAUCAUACACUUGAAGUAGCUAAAGAAGACCGCUUUCAGUCCUGACCAGUGUGGCCUAUUGCGUCAUCUUGUACCUGACGGUACUACUGUGUUUUUUCUUUGACGGACCGAUCUGAGUACUUUGAUCUGUAGCAUGGUACUGUAUGUAGACGAGUACUGUGUGUAUUAUGGGGUGUCUGUAUUUGUAGUUACCACGGGAAACUUAUGCACACAAGUUCUGGGAAACAGGGUGGGUUAGUGUUUUAUAUUUAGCGUUGCCAAAGGGAGGGGGCGGGGGGUAAAUGAUGCACAUGAAUCAAACUUUUCCAUUGUUUGUGCAUGAAGGUGAAACACAGCUUGAAUGUCGGGCAGUUGCAUGAAGUUAAGCGUAAACUACCAUGUGGCUUUUGGUGGGAGCUUCUUUCGUAAUCCAAAGUGCUGUGCCCCAUGUCCGUGUGGGUAGCUUAAGCCAUCUUCUGAUGUUACUGAUUCUAAAGAUUUUGCCUCUUUGUAUAUUUAUAGCCAUAGCCCAUUUUCAUUCUCCUUUUCUAUUGUCAUGCCUUUUGAAUGAGAACGCAUGAGAUAAAAAAAAUCACAUAAAUAUCUAUUGACUUAAAAAAAUUG
Molecule: messenger RNA, 7294 nt
Organism: Gasterosteus aculeatus aculeatus (three-spined stickleback)
Lineage: Eukaryota; Metazoa; Chordata; Actinopteri; Perciformes; Gasterosteidae
Gene: pi4kab
Product: phosphatidylinositol 4-kinase, catalytic, alpha b
Biological process (GO): phosphatidylinositol phosphate biosynthetic process; phosphatidylinositol-mediated signaling
Cellular component (GO): cytoplasm; plasma membrane
Molecular function (GO): 1-phosphatidylinositol 4-kinase activity
Source: RefSeq, a predicted model, not a curated record